CACCCUUCAUUGUAAUCAAUCAUUCCCUUUCUUCUAAUUAUGGGGUUAUGUUAUUGAUUCUUCCAUUUUCCUCUCAAACCUUCUUCUACCUUUUAUCUCUCUACCUUAGGCUUCUGAUUCCCCGGCCACAACUCUGUGUCAGCCCCGCCACAAUUUAGGUAUCCACUUUUUUCCUCCACAACCCACCCAUUUGUUUGGUGCCCUUAAUGUCUGUCUUCUGGGGAGACUCUUUUGCUCCUCAGUUGUUUUCACUCGCCUACAUGCGCUUAGGGUUUGAGUAAAAGGGGUUUAUAAUAAUAUAUGAUAAACAGGGGGCUUCUAGUGACUUGCAAAAUGGGGUUGUUCCGGCUGCUACGGAACUGGUGAUCCGAUUUGCUUUUGGAUUUGUUGGUUGUAUCUUACAGGAUGAAAGCUCCCCCAAAUGGGUUUCUGCCCAAUUCUGGAGAAGGUGAAAGGAAGAACAUCAAUUCUGAGCUAUGGCAUGCUUGUGCUGGGCCUCUUGUUUCGUUACCUCCAGUUGGAAGUCUUGUGGUUUACUUCCCUCAAGGCCACAGUGAACAAGUUGCAGCUUCGAUGAAUAAGGAGACUGAUUUCAUUCCAAGCUACCCUAACCUUCCUUCUAAGUUGAUCUGCAUGCUCCAUAACGUCACGUUACAUGCUGAUCUUGAAACGGAUGAAGUGUAUGCACAAAUGACCCUUCAACCAGUGAAUAAAUACGAAAAAGAAGCUUUAUUGGCAUCUGAUAUUGGCCUCAAGCAAAACAGGCAGCCUGCUGAAUUCUUCUGUAAAACUCUAACAGCUAGCGACACCAGCACUCACGGUGGAUUUUCUGUGCCUCGUCGUGCAGCUGAGAAGAUUUUUCCCCCAUUAGACUACUCGAUGCAACCCCCUGCUCAGGAACUAGUGGCUAGAGAUUUGCAUGAUAAUUCGUGGACAUUCAGACAUAUUUACCGCGGCCAACCAAAAAGACACCUUCUGACCACUGGUUGGAGUGUUUUUGUCAGCACAAAACGACUCUUUGCUGGAGAUUCGGUGCUCUUUAUAAGAGAUGAAAAGUCACAGCUUCUCUUAGGCAUAAGGCGUGCUAACAGGCAGCAGCCAGCUCUGUCUUCAUCAGUCAUAUCAAGUGAUAGCAUGCACAUAGGAAUUCUUGCUUCUGCUGCUCAUGCAGCUGCAAAUAACAGUCCUUUUACCAUAUUUUACAACCCUAGGGCCAGUCCUUCUGAAUUUGUGAUUCCUUUGGCCAAGUAUAAUAAGGCAAUGUAUGCACAAGUUUCCCUUGGCAUGCGAUUUAGGAUGAUGUUUGAAACCGAGGAGUCGGGAGUACGUAGAUAUAUGGGUACAAUUACUGGUAUCAGUGACAUGGAUUCCGUACGAUGGAAAAAUUCACAAUGGCGCAAUCUUCAGGUCGGAUGGGAUGAAUCGGCAGCUGGUGAACGACCAAACCGAGUUUCAAUAUGGGAGGUUGAGCCUGUUGUGACUCCUUUUUACAUAUGUCCACCUCCAUUCUUCAGGCCCAAAUUCCCUAAACAACCAGGGAUGCCAGACGAUGAAUCUGAGAUUGAAAAUGCUUUUAAGAGAGCGAUGCCAUGGUUUGGUGAUGAGUUCGGCAUGAAAGAUGCGUCAAGCUCGAUCUUUCCUGGUUUAAGCUUAGUGCAGUGGAUGAGCAUGCAACAUAAUAAUCAGUUCCCAGCAGCUCAAUCUGGAAUUUUGCCGUCCAUGGUUGCUCCUAGUGCUCUGCAUGGAACUCUUACUAAUGACGAGUCAUCCAAAUUAUUGAGUUUUCAAGCACCACUAAUGUCUUCGCCAAAUCUCCAAUUCAGCAAAGCAAAUCAACAGAACCAAGUUGCCCAGUUGCCACCGACUACGUGGUCUCAACAGCAGCAGGUGCAGCAGAUGUUACAAGUUCCUGCUAGCCAACAGUUGCAGCAGCAGCAGCAGCAGCAGUUGCCACUCCAGCAGGAGCUGCAGCAGCAGGUGCCCCAGCAGCAGCAACUCCAGAUGCAACAGCNGUUGUUACAAGUUCCUGCUAGCCAACAGUUGCAGCAGCAGCAGUUGCCACUCCAGCAGGAGCUGCAGCAGCAGGUGCCCCAGCAGCAGCAACUCCAGAUGCAACAGCCACAACGACAACAGCAGACCUCCCAAUCUGCUCUUCUGAACAACAGUGUUACUGCUCCGAACCAUUUGCCAAAUCAGACUUUGCAACAACCGCUUGUAUACUCUCAGCUACAACAACAGCAAUUGCUUGCAGGCAAUAUACAAUCACAUCAAACUAGCCAACCAUCCAAUAAAAACUUAUUUCAGACUACAUCUUUAUCACAAGAAGUACAGUUUCAGCCACAAAUAGAGCAGCAACCUAGUCUUCUUCCGAAACACCAGCAGCCAACACAAGUUCAACAGGCCCCACUACAGUUAAUGCAACAAAGUCUGUCUCAGAGAGCACAACAACAGCCACAAGUUCAGCAAUUUUCACAGCCAGUCCCAACAGAGCAACAACUUCAAUUACAGCUGCUACAGAAGCUGCAGCCGCAGCAGCAGCAUCCGUUGCUCUCCCCAUCUAGCCCACUGUUACCACCUCAGCUGCUACAGCAGCAGAAUGUUCAUCAGCAAAACCAACAGUUACCACCAUUGCCUUUGUCCAAUCAGCAGCAGUUCAAUACUAGUGGAGGCAGCUUACAAACAGAAAAACAUAACAGCAAUGGCUUUUCAAGUUUAGGCCUCAUGCAGUCCCAGCAGGCUCCUAUAACCCAUUCCCAUAACCAAUUCAAACCAACCAUGGCAAUUAGAGCAUACUCUGGACUGACUGAUGGAGAUGCUCCGUCUUGUUCAACCUCGCCUUCCACUAAUAAUUGCCAAGUUUCAGCAUCAAACAUGCUCAAUAAGAACCAACAAGGAGCAGCCACACUGGGGGGAGACCCAGUAGCUGAGCCUGCAACUAACCUGGCUCAGGACCUACAAAGAAAACCUGAUUUGAGAAUCAAACAUGAGUUUCCUAGCUCAAAAGGAUUGGACCAACUAAAGUACAAAGGCACUGUUCCUGAUCAGUUAGAAGCGUGUUCUUCUGGGACAUCAUAUUGUUUGGAUGCUGGCACCAUUCAGCAGACUUUCCCACUCCCGACAUGUUUGGAUAAUGAUGUACAAUCACAUCCACGAAACAAUAUCCCUUUCAGUAAUAGCAUGGAUGGGUUGGCACCAGAUACCUUAUUAUCGAGGGGAUACGACUCGCAAAAAGAUCUUCAGAACUUACUUUCUAACUAUGGUGGUGGUGUGCCUAGAGAUAUUGAAACAGAGUUGUCCACUGCUGCAAUCAGCUCUCAGUCAUUUGGGGUCCCAAACUUGCCUUUUAAGUCUGACUGCUCAAAUGAUGUCAACGUAAAUGAAGCUGGAGCUUUGAGUAGUGGACUGUGGGCAAACCACAGUCAACGUAUGCGUACAUACACAAAGGUUUGCCACCCCACUUUAUGUCUACUUCCUUUAGUAUCCCCUGUGAAUAGUAAACGAUAUCAAUGAUUAGAAUUAGACUUGAUUGUUUACUACUUUUUCCGUUUCUUAUCUAGAUGUUCAAGUGUAUGAAAAAUUUUAAAUUAUGGACUUGAGGGAAAUCAUAGGACAUUUGUUGUGUCUAGGAACGAGGAAGAGAUGAGGGACUUG
This is a messenger RNA of Cucurbita pepo subsp. pepo (vegetable marrow), 3651 nucleotides long. NCBI's taxonomy places the organism in Eukaryota, Viridiplantae, Streptophyta, Magnoliopsida, Cucurbitales, Cucurbitaceae. The record is from RefSeq and is a predicted model, not a curated record.